CCUGCCGGUCUCUCUCUCUCUCUCUCUCUCUCUCUCGGGCUGGAUUCCCCAGCCCUGGGCCCGCUGUCCGGCUCCCUCCCGGGAAGCGAUACUCUCCUGUUGUCACCUCCCUCCGGCUCACACCGCUGCCCUUGCCCGCUCUAACACCAGACAGCGACCCGGCGCCCAGUGCCAGGCGCUGUCAUGUACCAGCCUGGCCGAUGAAUCCCAGCAUGUGGUACAUCAUGCAAUCCAUCCAAAGCAAGUACUCGCUGUCGGAGAGACUAAUCCGUACUAUCGCGGUCCGCUCCUUCCCACACGACAAUGUGGAGGACCUCAUCAAUCAGGGAGCUGAUAUCAACUGCACCCAUGGCACACUCAAGCCCCUGCACUGCGCCUGUAUGAUGGCUGACCCAGACUGUGUGGAACUGCUCCUGGAGAAAGGAGCUGAGGUGAACGCCGUGGAUGGCUACCGCAGGACGGCGCUGCACUACGCGGCUGAGAGAGACGUGGGCUGUGUGGAGAUCCUCCUGGGGUUCGGCGCGGACCCCAACGCCCCGGACGGCAACAUGGACUCCCCGCUGCACUGGGCUUCCUACCGGGACAGGCCCGAGUGCGCCCGGGCGCUGCUGGGCGCCGGGGCGAGGGUGGACGCCCGCGACUACCACAGGGAUACCCCGCUGAGCUGGGCCGCCUCGCGGGGCAACCUGGGGAGCGCCCGGGUCCUCCUGGAGUACGGGGCGCAGGCCAGCGCCCGCAACCUGAAGGGGCAAACACCGGCGGCUCGCCUCAUGGCGCUGCUGGCCCGCGGUCUGGGCGGGCCGCGCGAGGAGGAGUGCCUGGCCCUGCUUCGCGAGGCCGAGGGGCAGGCGCCGGCGGCGGGAGGGGGAGGUGGGGGGUCCCGCCCGGGUGCGGGCUACCCCGGGCCGGGCAGCCUGAAGGGGUUGAGCCGCCGGGAGGUGCGGCGCUGCCUGGGCGCACGGCACCUCCCGGCCGCGGUGGAGACGCUGCCCCUGCCUGGCGCCAUCAAGCGUUACCUGCUGCUGGUGGGGUGAGGGGGGGGCGGGAAAGAGGGAGGAGGCCAUUCUGCCCCUCUCCUCCAGCCUGUCACACAAGAACAGGAGGCCAUUCGGCCCCUCUCCUCCUCCAGCCUGUCACACAGGAACACGAGGCCAUUCGGCCCCCUCUCCUCUUUCCUCCAGCCUGUCACAUCAGAACAGGCCAUUCAGCCCCUCCCUCCUCCAGCCUGUCACAUAGGAACACAAGGCCAUUCGGCCCCCUCUCCUUCAGCCUGUCACACACAGGAACAUGAGGCCAUUCGGCCCCCUCUCCUCCAGCCUGUCACACACAUGAACACGAGGCCAUUCAGCCCCUCCCUCCUCCAGCCUGUCACACACAGGAACACGAGGCCAUUCGGCCCCCUCUCCUCCAGCCUGUCACACACAGGAACACGAGGCCAUUCAGCCCCUCCCUCCUCCAGCCUGUCACACACAGGAACACGAGGCCAUUCGGCCCCUCCCUCCUCCAGCCUGUCACACACAGGAACAGCAGGAGGCCUGGUGGAUGAUGGAGGCUGCGAUCACAGCCCACCCCACCCCCCCACCAUGAUAACGACUAUAUAAACGUAGGGGUAGGUUUGGGUCCGGGAGUUGUACGGUGCUCAGUGUGUGUGGGCGUCAGUCCCUCGAUGCUGCUCACUUACAAUGCAACAAUCUUAAUAAAGAUCAGAGACGUGUUCA
This is a messenger RNA of Hemiscyllium ocellatum (epaulette shark), 1718 nucleotides long. It is a transcript of the gene asb8, whose product is annotated as ankyrin repeat and SOCS box containing 8. The transcript has 4 exons. Lineage: Eukaryota; Metazoa; Chordata; Chondrichthyes; Orectolobiformes; Hemiscylliidae. The record is from RefSeq and is a predicted model, not a curated record. Gene Ontology annotation, biological process: intracellular signal transduction. Gene Ontology annotation, molecular function: protein binding. Bases 201 to 1034 code for a protein of 277 amino acids.